Messenger RNA from Linum trigynum, 669 nucleotides. The record is from the annotation of a GenBank genome assembly. NCBI's taxonomy places the organism in Eukaryota, Viridiplantae, Streptophyta, Magnoliopsida, Malpighiales, Linaceae.
AUGUUUGCCAGGGCAUGCGUCGAGAUAGACCUGACCAAGCCAUUGUUGGGAAGAUACAAGGUGGAAGGAAUUGAAUAUGAAAUUAAGUAUGAGGGGCUAGAUAAUAUAUGCUUCGAGUGCGGGACCUAUGGUCACUCCAAACUGGCAUGUCCCACGUUGCAUGUGCAUGAACAACAGAAUAUGGGUUCAACAGAAGAGCAAAAGGCGGAAACGAGAAGGCACGAUGAACCCUACGGGGAUUGGAUGGUUGCUAAACGCAGGGAUAGACGACCAGUCAAGAGAACGACUACUGGACAGGCGGGUAGUGCACUGACCAAAGCAACUUCAGCGGAGCCAAGACACGGUACAGGCUCAAGAUUUGACAUAUUGGUAGAAGCUGGGGAGGAAACGGCAACGUCGGGGGCACAAGAGCGGGGGAUGCGCCAUAACCAGAAUAAAACAAAUGAGACAAGAUCCUUGCAAAGGGAAAACCAGAAGCAAUCUAUUGCUGGGAAACAACAAAUCAGGGUGGAAAAGCAAGGGGAAGAUUCAACACGCAAGGAUAGUCCUACCACGAGGGGGACCGAGCCCCAGCCUAGCCCCACCCAAAUGCGGCAGUCCGACCAAGAUAGCACUAUUCAGAGUUUCUCGGGGGAAACAAACGGGAAUGCAGCAAGAGCACCGAUGUAG